Messenger RNA from Melitaea cinxia (Glanville fritillary), 664 nucleotides. It is a transcript of the gene CPR6, whose product is annotated as larval cuticle protein LCP-17-like. Gene Ontology annotation, cellular component: chitin-based extracellular matrix. The transcript is spliced from 4 exons. Bases 67 to 471 code for a protein of 134 amino acids. The record is from RefSeq and is a predicted model, not a curated record. NCBI's taxonomy places the organism in Eukaryota, Metazoa, Arthropoda, Insecta, Lepidoptera, Nymphalidae. Gene Ontology annotation, molecular function: structural constituent of chitin-based larval cuticle.
GGCUCUAGUGGUGAUCAGCGGAUACAUUCGUUUGCGAUAAUCCACGUGUGCGCGACAUUUGAAAAAAUGAAACUCCUAAUCAUCACGAUUCUAGUGGCUAGCGUCUACGCCGACGUAUCCCAUCUGAAUCCGAAGACGGGGGAGGCCAACGCUCAGAUCCUGAAGUUAGACAACGAUGUUGGCGUCGAGGGCCAGUACUCCUGGUCGAUUGAAACUGAGAAUGGCAUCGUUGCCAACGAGCAGGGAAGUCUGAAGGCUGUUCCUGGGUCUGACGUACCCGCUGAAACAGUACAAGGACAGGCAUCCUGGAAGUCACCUGAAGGCGAAGCUAUCCAACUUACAUACAUCGCUGACGAGAACGGAUACCAACCCCAGGGAUCCCACCUGCCCACUUCACCCCCAAUCCCUCCCUCAAUCCUGAGGUCACUCGAGUACAUCGCGGCGCACCCGCCACCAGUGGAGAAAAACUGAACUGACCCAAACUUCGGAUUUGUAAAAGUGGGAUUAUUUUAGCACUUAAGUAAUUCUUUUUCCCUUAAACACGUUACACAUGUAUAAAUAGUUUAAGUUUUUUUUUUUUUAAUACAAUCGUGAUUUCAAUGAAAUCAACUGGCCAUAAUAUUUUUAUUAAAACUCGUUAAUAAAACACUAUUUUUUUUACAUA